This is a messenger RNA of Gossypium raimondii (Peruvian cotton), 489 nucleotides long. RefSeq lists its product as uncharacterized. NCBI's taxonomy places the organism in Eukaryota, Viridiplantae, Streptophyta, Magnoliopsida, Malvales, Malvaceae. The transcript has a single exon. The coding region runs from base 1 to 489 and encodes 162 amino acids. The record is from RefSeq and is a predicted model, not a curated record.
AUGAGAAGCGAAGGUUGCAAAACAAACAAGCGAGGCAAGUUGAUGAAAACAGUACGUCUACCCAUCAGAAUUCUAUGCAAGGCAAGAGACAUGUACAUUAAGAAUAUGGUUGAUUGUUCUGGCAGGCUUGGUUACGGUGAAGGGGUAGUUUGUCAUUCUCCUCCUGAAGCUCCACGCUUGCCUAAGAGCUUUAGUGUCGGUUCUUCUGUGGCAAACAACGGUGAAGAGUUUAGACAAUUUCUACGGGUGACAGCUAAGCAUGGCAUAGAUGGUAAAGUAGAGCAGAAGAUGCAACGAGAACAACACUCAAGGGUGAAUGGAAGAACCAUGGGAACAGCAGCUAUCAUGGGAAGGAGAAGCUAUAGUGUCGGGAUUGGAAAGAUUGGGAGAAUUGAUGAGGACAAACCUUGUUUCUUUGAGGAAGAUGAAAUUUCUGCUAUGGCAGAUCUGAUGUAUCCACGUAGGAGGAAUCUGAUAGUGCAUCUCUAG